Messenger RNA from Aspergillus wentii DTO 134E9, 1276 nucleotides. Its product is annotated as endo-1,4-beta-xylanase. The record is from RefSeq and is a predicted model, not a curated record. Gene Ontology annotation, biological process: carbohydrate metabolic process. Lineage: Eukaryota; Fungi; Ascomycota; Eurotiomycetes; Eurotiales; Aspergillaceae. Gene Ontology annotation, molecular function: hydrolase activity, hydrolyzing O-glycosyl compounds. Bases 9 to 1046 code for a protein of 345 amino acids. The transcript has a single exon.
CAGAGAACAUGUCGCCAGUCAGAACCAUCAAGGCCUUUGGUGCCGCAACCCUCACCACCGCGUUUCUCGCCACUAUCCAAGGAACAAACGCCUUCACCAGCACCGGGACCAGCCCGCUGAGAGAGGAAGCAGCAAGCAAGAGUAUUCUCAUCGGGUCCGGAGCAAUUAAUCCAAAUUAUCUCAAUGAUUCUCAGUUUGCCAAUGUCCUUGCCACGCAGUUCGAGAGCCUCUCGCCUGAGAACGAGUUGAAGUGGGAGUUUAUCCACCCGACCCCCGGGCACUACAAUUGGGACACAAUCGACCGCCUCGUGGGCUUUGCAAAGGACCAUGACAUGGUGGUCAAGGGACAUGGGCUGAUCUCGAGCUGCUGCAACCCAGACUACCUGCUCAACAUCACCGACCCCACCCAGUUCCGUGCUGCCAUGUCCGCUCACUUUGAGGCAAUCAUGCACCGAUACCACGGCAAGCUGGAUCGGUGGGACGUCGUCACCGAAGCCCUCAAAACGCAGGGCGGCGGUCUGCAGACCAACGACUUCUACAAAGUCCUCGGGCCCGGCUACGUCCAAGAUGCCUUCCGUAUCGCCCGGGCGGCAGACCCUGAUGCCAAACUAUUCAUCAACGAGAAUCUGGUCGAGUCACUCCCCAACAAGCGCCAGGAGCUCUACCACCUAGUCUCCGGACUCGUGGCGGACGGCGUCCCCAUCGACGGAGUCGCUCUUCAGAUGCACAUCACCGAAGUGGCCCCGAAACCUGGCGUCAUUACGGAGAUGGUCGAUUCCUACAAGGCCCUCGGACUGGAAGUAUCCAUCGCUGAAAUGGAUGUCCACACGCUCAACUCCACACUCGAAACCGAUAUCUACAGUGCCGUCAUGAGCGAGGCUCUUGACGCUGGAAUCACCGAUAUUAGCUUCUGGGGCUUUACGGAUAAGCACGCGUACACCUGGAUCAAGGGCGCGAAGCCCUUGAUGUUCGACGAGUAUUACAACCCCAAGGGUGCGUUCUACGCUGCCCACACUGCGCUGACAACCUUCGACAAUGAGUCCUGAAAUGCUCAAGCCGCUCUUUACCAUGAAGCUUCUUCAAAGGGUUGGCUCUAUUUGUACCGAUAUCGAGAGAAGAGGGUUGAGGCGCCAUUCGAAAACUUGACUUUUUUUCCAUAUUCCAAAGCUUUACAACAGCCUUAGGAAGUCUGAUUCUCCCACAAUUGUGUAUUAUUUUGUAUUUUUCUAAUUGAAAUAAGGAUGUUACCUUUCAUAUAGACGUUCUCGAAUGGAAC